Messenger RNA from Iphiclides podalirius (scarce swallowtail), 213 nucleotides. The record is from the annotation of a GenBank genome assembly. NCBI's taxonomy places the organism in Eukaryota, Metazoa, Arthropoda, Insecta, Lepidoptera, Papilionidae.
AUGACUGCACUAGACCUGCGUGUAGGAGUAAUAAAUGUACAACUACGUUUUAUUAGGAGUUCCCUAAUUCUGAGAUCUAUACUCAAAAAGUCAUACGAGCGACAAGUUUCCUUAAAUUCUGGAAAGCAGAACGCCGGACGCCAGAAGAAACCAAAGGCAACUAAAAAAAAUAUGAUGAAAGUUGUGAUCAUUUACCAAAUGAUUAGGUCUGUU